Molecule: messenger RNA, 593 nt
Organism: Cylicocyclus nassatus
Lineage: Eukaryota; Metazoa; Nematoda; Chromadorea; Rhabditida; Strongylidae
Source: the annotation of a GenBank genome assembly
CUUACUGGUUAUUUUUCUGGUUAUUCCAGUUUUUCUUCGUGUUUCAGAUUGAAUCAAAGUAGCUAUGGCUGUUGAGGAACCAGAAACUAAGGCUGGACAUCUUCCUGCUGAGAAAGUCGGUGGACGCAGAGUUGUUACUAAGAAAGAUCGUCGUCAAUCUGAGACGGAACAGCCGUCUUCGGAGAAUUCUGACGAUAAUCACGAGUUGGUAGAACGAGAUAGCACAUUGCCAGCACAGAUGGAAAAAAGUUAUCCAACGGGUGCGGUGAAGAAGGCGCACGAGAAACCACAUCCAGCUCAUCAACCUCACUAUAGUAAUCCUCCAGCUCAUCACAGUCAAAAUCUCUUCCAACCGAAAAGGCAGAGCUAAACGUUGAAGUUACCAUUAGCCAGGAAAAAAAAUUGGAUCCCCCUAUCAGCGAAUGCCGUCCUUCGAAAUGUACUUUGGUAUAUUUCAUGUUUUAUUGAUUGGAUUGAUGUUAUGAGGUUUAUAACUGUUUAUAUUUUUUGUAAACAUUCUAACUUUUCGCACAUUUCAGCUUUUCUUUUGUAGUUUGUCCGGUGCACAUUCCGAUUUUCCUUUUCUAUGGGUU